GGGAAGCGGCAGCGGCGAGCGGGGACGGAGCCGACCCCGGGGCAGCGCAGCCCGAUCCCGGUCAGGCACCGCCGGGAGGGACCCCGCGCCGCCCCCGGGCCGCGGCACAGCCAGGGAACCGAGGGGGGCAGGACGAGAAGGGGGCUGCAAUCUGAGCCGGACCCCAGCGCGACCCCCGCGCCCGCCCCGCGUCUCCCGCAGCCUCCGCCGCUCGUCCGGUCCCGUCCGGCCAUGCGAGCCCCGGCCCCGCUGGCGCUGGGUUGCGUCAGCUUCGCGCUGUGCCUUGUGGAGCUGCCCCACGGGCGGGCCCUGCCGCCGCGCAGGGCCCCCCCGGCGCGGAGCCCCCCGGAGGGGACCCCCGUUCUCCCCGGAGCCCCCCCGGCCGCGCCGCCCAUCGGGACCCUGCGGCACCGAGCCCCGGUUCCGCGGCAGCGAGCCCCGGUUCCGUGGCUCGCCCCUCGACCCCCGCCGUGGCACGUCCGGCGGCUCAUCCUGCGGCGGGACCCCCGGCGGGACCCCCGGCGGGACCGGGGCCGCCGCCAGGCCGGGGGGCACCUGGUGCGGGUGGGCUGCGUGCUGGGCACCUGCCAGGUGCAGAACCUGAGCCACCGCCUGUGGCAGCUGCGGGGACACUCGGGGCGCCGCGACUCGUCCCCCAUGAACCCCAACAGCCCCCACAGCUACGGCUGAGCGGGGGGCGCGCCCCGGCCCCGCGGGACCCCCCGAGCACCGCCGUGGGCUCCUCCGGGGGGCUCCCGGAGCACCGGGGGCCGCCACGCUGUGGAUCCCGGCGGGCAGGAACCGGUGGCGGCCCCGGUGGUGGCCCCGGUGGCGGCCCCGGUAGCGGGCGGCGGUGACCCAGCGGUGGACCGGAGUGACUCCCGGGGCCCGGUGCCGGCCCGUGGUGACUCUGAUGGCUCCGAGUGGCCCCUGGUGGCCGCUGGUGGCCCGUGGUGACCCGGGGCGGGUCCAAGGGCCACCGGCGGGAAUCCCGCUGACCGCAGCAGCACCGGGACCUUGUGCAAGACCCUCCGGCCGCGCUCCUGCUGACUCAGCAUUCCCGUGCCCCACCCCAGGGCACCCCCGGAGCCCCCCAGGGCACCCCCAGUCCUUCCCCAGGGUGGCACAGGGACCCCGCUGCGGGCUGGGGGACGGGGCAGCCCCCAGCCCCUUCCCCACCCGGGGGUCCCGCUGGGGCUCGCACCUUCCCAGGUGCUGCGGGGGUCCUCAGCCUGAACGCUGUCCCCUCCCCUGGCACCUUGUCCCGUGUCCCCAGCCCGUGUCACCCCCAGCCCGGCAGGAGCUGGUGAUGGGGAGGUGUCCCCAAAUGUGGGGGGCGGUGGAAAGGUUGGGGUGCUGUCCCCACGUCGUGUCCCCACAGGCUCAGUGGGUGCCCACAAGGGGUGGUGGCACAAGGACAUGAGGGGACAUGUGUGACAUCGCUGCCACCCCCAGGGCCGUCACCCCAUGCCCGGUGGGACAGGGAUGUGUGACCCCAGCCACUGUCCCACCCCCCUCCUGGGAGCAGCUGGAGCAGCCCCCCAAGAGCAGCAGCCCCCCAAGAGCAGCAACCCCCCAAGAGCAGCAGCCCCCACUCCCUCCAGGACAGCCCUGUCCUCCCAGGGGCACUCCAAUGCCCAGGGGCACCCCCAUUCCCAGGGGUACCCCAUUUCCUGAGCACUCCAUUCCCAGGGGCACCCCCAUUCCCAGAGCACCCCAUGCCCAGAGCACUUCAUUCCAGGGGUACCCCCAUGCCCAGAGCACCCCAUUCCCAGGGGUACCCCCAUUCCCAGAGCACCCCAUUUCCUGAGCACUCCAUGCCCAGGGCACCCCAUUCCCAGGGGCACCCCAUUUCCAGAGCACCCCAUUUCCAGGGGCACCCCAUUCCCAGGGGUACCCUCAUGCCCAGAGCACCCCAAUUUCCUGAGCACUCGAUUCCCAGGGGUACCCCCAUUCCCAGGGGCACCCCCAUUCCCAGAGCACCCCCAUUUCCGGGAACCCCCCAACCCUCCAUUCCCCAGCAGACCCGGCUGUCCCAGGAGGUUCUGGGGCAGGGUGUCCCCUGGGUGCCACACGAAGGGAGCUGGCCCUGGGUGCCCAUGCUCGGGACAUCCCAGGAAUGUCCCAAGCUGUCCCCUGGGUGCCACACGAACCGAGCUGGCCCUGGGUGCCCAUGCUCGGGGCGUCCCAGGAAUGUCCCAAGCUGUCCCCCGGCUGUCCCGGGACACUCUGGGAUGUGAUCCCACGGAUGCCACCAGCAGCCGCGCCCACCCCGUGGGUGUCCCAGGACUUCCCAGCCCCCCAUGGAGCUGCCGAGGGGCGCGGGGGGUCCCCAGGCCUCUGUCCCCUCCCCUGGGUGCCCCCGGUGGGUGCCCGACCCCCCCGGCCCGGCCCGCAGAGCGCCGCUGCUUCCCGGGAAUGCCGGGGGGUGGAAUAAACAGUGUGAGGAGGA
Molecule: messenger RNA, 2452 nt
Organism: Taeniopygia guttata (zebra finch)
Lineage: Eukaryota; Metazoa; Chordata; Aves; Passeriformes; Estrildidae
Gene: ADM2
Product: adrenomedullin 2
Biological process (GO): regulation of systemic arterial blood pressure; positive regulation of heart rate; adenylate cyclase-activating G protein-coupled receptor signaling pathway
Source: RefSeq, a predicted model, not a curated record